Molecule: messenger RNA, 2595 nt
Organism: Camellia sinensis
Lineage: Eukaryota; Viridiplantae; Streptophyta; Magnoliopsida; Ericales; Theaceae
Source: RefSeq, a predicted model, not a curated record
AUGUCGCUUUCAUACAAGACUUGGGUGCACCAUGGGGAAACUGGUCCUGUCAAUCAACCUUGUGUGUGGAAUAAUGACAAUGGGGUUGAAGGUGCUAUUGAUGAAGGGAGAACCAAUGAAUGCCUUGACCUUGAAGAUGAACUGUAUGCUAUGUUAGAAGACCGUCGCACGACGAAUACUUUUGAUGAUGAUGAAAAGGAUGAGUGGCAUGAUAAUGAGCAAAGAGAGAAUGCACAGAACUUUGAUAAAUUGUCAGAGGAUGCUCGGCGUCCGUUAUACUUUGGAUGUCAAAAGUUUACUUCGUUAUCGUUUGUCAUUAAGAUGCUUCAUGUGAAAGUGUUAAACAAGUGGAGCAAUAAGUCUUUUGACAUGUUGUUGGGUGUAUUGAAAGACGUUUUACUGGAAAGUGAUCAAAGGGUUCCAUGGACCCUUUAUGAAGCCAAGAAAUUUUUGCAUGACUUGGGUUUAGGAUGUGUGCCUAUUCAUGCAUGUAAGUAUGAUUGUGCUCUUUUUUGGAAAGAAAAUGCAAAUUUAGAAAAUUAUCCGAUUUGUAAGGAACCUAGAUACAAACUGAAUGAUGGCAAAGGUAAGAUGAUCCCUCAUAAGAUUUUGAGACAUUUCCCGUUGACACCAAGGUUGCAAAGAUUAUAUAUGUGGAGAAAAACAACUAUAGAUAUGAGAUGGCACAAAGAAAAACAUGUUGACGAUGGCAUAUUAAGGCAUCCAGCCGAUGGUGAGGCAUGGAAGGACUUUGACAGGCAACAUAUUGUGUUUGCCCAAGAACCACGUAAUGUGAGGCUAGGGUUGGCCACCGAUGGUUUUAACCCAUUUGGAAAUAUGAGCAACUCAUAUAGUAUGUGGCCAGUGGUAGUUAUGCCUUAUAACCUGCCACCGUGGAAGUAUAUGAAACAACCAUUUUCCAUAAUGUCAUUGCCUAUUCCUGGACUGCAAGCACUAGGGAGAGAUAUUGAUAUUUACUUGAGGCCAUUAAUUGACGAAUUAAAGGAGUUGUGGGAAGAUGGUGUAGUUAUGUAUGAUACCUCAACUAGGGCAAGUUUUCGAAUGCAUGCAAUUGUUAUGUGGACUAUUAAUGACUUUCCAGCUUAUGGCAACUUGUCAAGGUGGAGUACAAAAGGAUAUUUGGCUUGCCCCAAUUGUAAUGAGAAUGUAUCAUCACAAUGGUUAAGAAGUAAGAUAGGGUACAUUUUUGCCCACCGAUACUUGCCUGAAGACCAUUCUUGGCAAAAAAGUAAGAUCUUUAAUGGUAAGGCAGAUGAUCGAGCAAGACCUUUGGAGUUGUCAGGUGAACAAAUAUUAGAUCAACUGGAUUUAGGAACAUUUAAACCAUUUGGAAAGCAUCCAAGCAACGAGAAAAGAAAAGGGGAUAAAAAUACAGCACUGAAUUGGACAAAGAAAAGCAUGUUUUUCGAAUUGCCUUACUGGAAGACACUCAAGGUACAACAUAACCUCGAUGUCAUGCACAUAGAGAUGAACAUAGGUGAAAAUUUGAUUGGGAUUUUGUUAAGCAUUGAUGGAAAGAACAAGGACACGGAACAAGAACGCAUGGAUUUAGAGAAUAUGAAAAUUAGAAAAUAUUUUCACUUAAAGAGGCGCGCGGAUGGCUCCUUUGAAAAGCCCCUUGCAUUGUACACAUUGUCCCUAAAGGAAAGACAAGGUUUUUGUGCAUUCUUAAAAUCAAUUAGGUAUCCUGAUGGAUAUGUAGCAAACAUCUCUAGGAUGCGUGGGUAUCUUAACAAGGACAUUUCUAUUGCAUUGUUUGAGUUGGGAAAUUACUUUCAAGAGUUAUGUUCGAAAACAGUAAGGGUGAAUGAUUUGGAGAAAUUACAAGAAAGCAUAGUACUCAUACUUUGCAAAUUACUCAGGAUUUUGAAAGGGUAUGUAGCGAAUCGAGCUGGCCCAGAAGGUUCAAUUGUAAGAGCUUACAUUGUCAAAGAAUGCCUCACUUUUUGCUCUAUGUAUCUUGGUGGGAUUGAAACCGUAUUUAACAAAGAGGAAAGAAAUGAAGAUGUUGGUGAUGUUGGCAUGGGGUAUUCAAUAAAUCAAUUACAAGCUGAAGGAUCAUCGGAAGCAACUGAUGAGUUAUGGUCAUUAGCUAAUGGUCCUAGUCCAAUAGUGAAUAUUUAUUCGGGCUGUAUUUGUAAUGGCAUUCAAAUCCAUACCAAAGAUCGAGACAACUGUCGUGAAAGUCAAAAUAGCAAUGUGGCCAUUCAAGGGGAUCAUCAGGGUAUGUUAAUUGAUUUCUAUGGUCACUUGACUAAAGUUUGGGAAAUGGCAUACAUGUGCGGGCAUCGAGUUGUGUUGUUUCAAUGCAAAUGGUUUAAUAGUUGUAGCUGCAGAACAUUUUGCACUGAAACACAUUUAACAACCAUUAAUGUAAGAAGUCGUUGGUAUCAAAAUAACCCAUUUGUCUUGCCAAGUCAAGUGCAGCAAGUUUUUUAUGUCAAUGAUACCAAAUUAGGUGAACAUUGGAAAGUCGUAGAGCGACUUCAAUGUCGAGGAAUAUGGAAUGUGCUGAAGCUUGAGGAUGUAGAUCCCAAUGAUAAUGAAUUGCCUAUUCCAAAUGAUGUGUUCUAG